AUGAUGGUUUGCGUGACCUGCAAAGGCUUGCAAAAGCAUCUGAAAGCUGUUGGUGGUGUUCAAGAAACCGAGGCCGGCGCGCUGAAGUGGAUCGACUCUUCAUUACCGGAUCUUCGUGCAAGCGCCGCCAAUUGUCGCGCAUGCGCCCUACUCCUUCAGGGCAUUCUGCUGCACCACGAUCGCUUCAGAGACGUGAAGGAGAACGUCAUCCACAUCACCGCUCAAUCGUACAAAGCGCCGCAAGACCACCUCUCAGUCGAAGCAUGGUGGCACGACUCACGUGACGAUGACGUUCAGGAAGAAGACGAGCACGGACACACAGGCUGGCCGAAUCUGAAGCUGGAGUUCUUCACAGAUGGAGACGGUCAAUCCUCCUUUUCUGCGAUUGGGCGAGGUUGUCAGAUCUCGAGUCAGCCACUGCAGGAUACAGGUCUUGCAACGAUACAGGAUCUGUUGAAGACUUGCCUCUCAAGCCACUCGAAGUGUCGACAACCGAAGUCCACUACCCUGCCACGGAGAAUCCUGGACGUGCUAGGAGACGACAAGAAGAGCGUUCGUCUGCACGACUCCGACUUCAACAGUGCAGAGAAUAGAUACGAAUACGGGGAAUACAUUGCGUUUAGUCAUAUAUGGGGCGUGGCCAAGGCUCUGCCUAAGACGACAACACAGACACUACAGUCCCACAAGAAAGGCAUCCUAUGGACGACGUUACCACGGGCUUUACAGGAAGCAAUCGUGCUAACGAGAGCACUAGGCUUCAAAUACCUCUGGAUCGAUGCUUUGUGUCUCGUUCAGGAUGACGCCGCCUCUAAGCUUGAAGAAUCGAUGACUAUGGAUCAAAUCUUCGGCAACGCCUUCUUGACUAUUGCAGCGACCUCUGCGAUCGACAGCAGCAAAUAUCCACUAUUCCCUGCUCAAAUACAACCCUUCAAGCUCCAAGCAACCGACAAUAAGGGUUCUGCUUUUAAGAUAUACGUCAGAGAACAACCGAAUCACUACAGUUUCAAGGCACCAUUCGACGAAAGAGCCCACAUGAAUGACUGGGAACUACCUUUCAACAUUUCGGAUGAUGCCAACCAAGAUACACCAUUACUGAAACGAGCCUGGGCAUUCAUAGAGCGUCUGCUCUCACGCCGAAUACUACAUUUCACAAAAAGCGAAAUGAUCCUGGAAUGCAGGGAAGGAUAUCAUUGCGAGUGUGGACGAAUCGCAGAUCCAGCUCUCGACUCUAGAGCCACCGAUUCGAUCAAGCAGGAACUUGCGCGCAUCAUUGCUGAGACAGACAGGCGCCCCUCAUUUGACGGACGUGGCGACCAGAUGAACGGCAUCGAGAGCGUCACCUCCCAGUUUGCCUCUACGACCCUGACCAACGGAGCGAAAAACAUUUCUCAGAAGCGAGAAGAGGCGCUCCAGCUCUGGAGUUAUGUCAUCACGGAGUUCACAGCCCGGCAUCUUACCUAUGAUUCUGACAGGCUGCUGGCGGUAGCGAACAUCGCAAACCAACUGUCACCUGCUCUCCACUCUGGCUACGUAGCAGGUCAAUGGACGUUUAGCACAAUGGGGCUGCUUUGGUAUCCAAACGACAGCACUAGGUGCAGGCGAUCGAAACCUCUCGCUGGCCGUAUUGCCCCAAGCUGGUCUUGGGCAUCAGUCGAAGGCUCUCCUAUCUUCUUCGACACUACGUCGGCUAUGGAUCUUGCAUGCAGAGUAUCAUUCGCAUCAUCGGACGAAGAUGUUGCGAGUUGGUCUCCGUUGGCAGGGAAGACUAUCGAGCUGUCAGCAGCCAUGGCGACGGAAGUCACGUUCACUUCCACAGGAUCAGCAAGUAACCCUUCGUAUCAACUUUCAAGGAAUGGCAUUGUCGUCGAUUUCGCACCGGACAUCAUCUUACCCCGAGGGGAUGACUCAUUACGCAACGGCGAGAAGCUCAUAUGCGUGUUGGUCAGCAUGUCAUAUCGAUCCUCCAUCAUUGGUCUGGUGUUGCAACGCUCCAACAGUAGCGAUGUAUACCGCCGCGUUGGUCGACUCGAAUGUUACGAGUGCUUAAAGGAGGACAGUGAUGAGGAGAUGAGCGAAGAUGCUGAAGUACUCUUCGACCAUUGGUUCCCCGACGUCCAGGAUAUGUCUCAACUCGACAAUCAUCCACUACAGCGCUUCACUGUCGUUUAG
Messenger RNA from Didymella exigua CBS 183.55, 2169 nucleotides. RefSeq names its product HET-domain-containing protein. The record is from RefSeq and is a predicted model, not a curated record. NCBI's taxonomy places the organism in Eukaryota, Fungi, Ascomycota, Dothideomycetes, Pleosporales, Didymellaceae. Bases 1 to 2169 code for a protein of 722 amino acids. The transcript has 2 exons.